CUCUCCCCUCCAGGUGCUCAGCUCCAUGUGUACUGAGGGUGACCUGUUGGAUCUCUGCUUCAGUCCCCUGCAGCCGUAUCAGCUUCUGUCCGUGGAGCUGCCUGAAGGACCCCAAGGGUCCCACACCACCGGGACGUCCUGGGCAGAUGCCUGUGUGUACGAGUGCGCCCGCGGCCGCCUCCAACGUCUCUCGGCAACCCGUAUCCCCGUCUCCUCGCGCCCCGUCUCCUGCUGCCGCCACCCCUCCUCAACCACCCUGCUACUGGGCCUCAGCGACUCCUCUCUGGUCCUCUACGAUGAGAGGAGAGGGGUGUCGCUGCUCGCCCCCUGCCCCAUCCCGCCCGUCCUGGUGGCCUGGCACCCUGCAGGGGGGGUGGUGGUGGUGGGGGGAGGCCAGGGGGAACUGAUGGCUCUGGAUCUUGGCUUGGCUCCUCUAGGGUUGACCCUAGUGGGAGAGGAACCAUCGCCAGCCACCACCACUCUGAGGCUUGCCCAGCAUCUGCGCUGUCCUGGGGGGCAUGAGGGGCUGUGGUGGGCUGGGGGGACGGGGCUGGAGGGAGCUGAUACACUGAUGCUGGCCUUCCAUGGAGGACCACUGGCCGCACUGAGGUUCAGACUGGGUGCUCUGUCAGGGGGUCAGCUGGGUCCAGGAGAGCUGUUGCAACAGAGGUUACGCUGUGGCCAGGUGGACCAGGCUCUAGGAAUUCUGGGAGCCAUGGAGUGGAGCACUAUGGGAACGGAGUGUUACCGGGCACUGACCUCUGUCACAGACUACCUGCUGAGGCUAGAGCUGGACCAGACCAGAGAGGCCCAGUUGGAGGCAGCUCUGGGUGUGUUCUACGCUCCGCCCCGCCCCCUCUCUGACUCGGUGGUUCUAGAAUACAGAGGGCCAAUCAGCAAGUACGCCCGACGCUUCUUUCACCACCUACUCAGACACCAGCGCUUUGAGAAGGCCUUCCUGCUGGCGGUUGACAUUGGAGCUAGAGACCUGUUAUGUUUGAAUAUUGAUGAUGAUGUCCAUGUUGACAGUCAGAAUACUUUUGAUGAGUUCCGUGUUGACAGUUUGAAUAUUUAUGAUGAUGUCCGUGUUGACAGUUUGAAUGUUUAUAAUGAUCUCCGUGUUGACAGUUUGAUUAUUGAUGGUGAUCUCCGUGUUGACAGUUUGAUUAUUGAUGGUGAUGUCCGUGUUGACAGUUUGAUUAUUGAUGGUGAUGUCCGUGUUGACAGUUUGAAUAUUGAUGGUGAUGUCCGUGUUGACAGUUUGAAUAUUUAUGAUAUUGUCCAUGUUGACAGUUUAAAUAUUUUUGAUGAUGUCCAUGUUGACAGUUUUAAUAUUUAUGAUGAUGUCCAUGUUGAGGCUGUUUUUGUGUGCUGA
This is a messenger RNA of Oncorhynchus kisutch (coho salmon), 1375 nucleotides long. Its product is annotated as WD repeat-containing and planar cell polarity effector protein fritz homolog. Gene Ontology annotation, cellular component: axonemal basal plate. Bases 26 to 1375 code for a protein of 449 amino acids. NCBI's taxonomy places the organism in Eukaryota, Metazoa, Chordata, Actinopteri, Salmoniformes, Salmonidae. The transcript is spliced from 6 exons. Gene Ontology annotation, molecular function: protein binding. The record is from RefSeq and is a predicted model, not a curated record. Gene Ontology annotation, biological process: cilium organization; nervous system development; establishment of protein localization.